AUGUCCACGAAACAGGCUACACAACAUCCACGAAGAAGGAAUGGGCGAAGAAAUAUAAGCCCAUUCGGAACGUCACUAUUCAUACGUCUGGCCAACGGGGGGAGGUUGUUGCGGGACUUUGGCGCCUUUCUUCCUGAGGAAGCAGAUGACCAGCGUCGAACCUCCGUACUGGCUUACCCACCCAACCAACAAUCCUGGCGAAUGGAUACCGAGGCAGACGCUAGGCAUUGGUUCUAUCAUGAGGUUUCAGACGUCGUGAUGCCAGCAUUUGCGUCAUAUCCGCCAGUAGUUCAGGUGUCUGAAGCUAAGCCAUUUUCUGAGGAAAAUAUUGUUCAGGUUGUGGACGACUCCUUUACGUUUAAACCGCCAGGCGGCUCUCAAAUGCCGCUGGUUAUUGGCGAGUUUAAGAGAAACAUCGUGGAUUAUAACGAGUGGCAAACCGGGAAGAUCGCCAGCUCUUUGCAGAUAAGCCUCUCCCGCGAACUCCGAGGAUACGCCGUAAAAUACAACUGCCCACAGGUCUUCUGCUUCGAUGGAUAUACUCUGCUCAUGCUCCAGUUUAAAGCCCGAAAGCCUGAAGCGAUUGCUGACGAGGAUUGCGAUAUUGACUGCUGGCUGUUCCGCCGACGGAACCCAGGUGGCACCACUCUUCGCUACGCCUUGUAUAGGCUGCUUGCACAGGGACUCCGCCGAGUCCAGGGGCAGAUGUCGCGAAGUCCAGCGCUCCUUAACAGCCAGGAAUGCAAGUUUCGAAACUUUUACACUGGGGAGCCCAUCUGGAAAAUUGACGGUGUUCUGCACAGACAUCCGUGGGGCAUGUAUAGAGCUGUGGAUCCGAAAGAUGGUUCUAUAUACUGGAUGUACAAUGGGCAGCCUGUCUGGGGUGAAGAUGGCUUGCUUAUUUUGGACGGCCCGCCCUUGUAUACCUCAUAG
Beauveria bassiana ARSEF 2860 is the source of this 933-nucleotide messenger RNA. RefSeq lists its product as uncharacterized. The record is from RefSeq and is a predicted model, not a curated record. The transcript is spliced from 2 exons. NCBI's taxonomy places the organism in Eukaryota, Fungi, Ascomycota, Sordariomycetes, Hypocreales, Cordycipitaceae. The coding region runs from base 1 to 933 and encodes 310 amino acids.